Messenger RNA from Cajanus cajan (pigeon pea), 709 nucleotides. NCBI's taxonomy places the organism in Eukaryota, Viridiplantae, Streptophyta, Magnoliopsida, Fabales, Fabaceae. The record is from RefSeq and is a predicted model, not a curated record.
UCCAUUCAGUUAAUUAGAUUAGAUUUCGAGUCCCCACAACAACAUAGACUUAUAUAUCCAUCAUUGUCUCCGAUUAAUAUUAAUUUCUUCUUUACCCGAUAUGACAUGUAUUAGGUGGCUUUCCUCUCUACGAAGAACAUCAGGUACAUCACGUAAAGCAUGCGAGGAAGAUGGAUUACGUAACAAGCGAAGCGUGAACGAGGAAUAUCUCGAAGCGUUCAGAACAAAGUCCUACAUUGAAAUAUGCAACAAAGCACAAGUGAGGAUUGGAAAAACAAGCACCAAAACACUCUCUUCAUCAUCAUCUUCUUCUUCUUCUCCUUCUUCCAUUCCUUUGUGCAUGCAACUCACGGAGUAUUUGCUAGAGCCACGCCAAGAAACGAUAACAAACAUAACGAAGAGGCUGAAGCUGCAUCAUCUUCUCGUGGAAUAUUUCGAAGCCAGCUUAGAAGCGUGUCGUUGUUGUGACACAAUCCUUGAAGCCAUCCAUUCAAUGCGUUUUGCUUAUCGAAGAAUCACACGCGUUGUUAAGCUAAGCAAAAUGGUUUUGGACGAUGCAAACGACCAAUCCAACAACAAUAAUAACAAGGAUGCUAUGUAUAGAGAACUCGCUUCUUUUGCUUUGCAAAACAACCCUUUGUCGAGUGUUAACACAAAAAAAAAAAAAAAAAAAAAACUCGACACCAAGCUGUUGAUAAAGAAAAUUUGA